Molecule: messenger RNA, 756 nt
Organism: Candidula unifasciata
Lineage: Eukaryota; Metazoa; Mollusca; Gastropoda; Stylommatophora; Geomitridae
Source: the annotation of a GenBank genome assembly
AUGAGUUGUACACGUCUGUUCGUUUUCUCAGCCUUGAUGUUGCUGAGCACUUUGGCAUUCGUUCAAGGGAAAUCUUCUAAUGGGAAAGCUAUUCACGCAGAAAUUGCCAAGAAAGUUAUCCAGGAAAAACAGAAAGUUUUAGAAAACUUCCAGAAGUGGAUUGAAACGUACAAGAAGGCCGCUGCAAAAAACAACGUUCCCCUCAAAAUUCAAGAACUCGUGCACGAGCAAGUCAGAAAAGCUGUGGAGAAGCAGGUGAAAGAAAAGGUACAAGAGGUCAUAAACUCAACCAAACACUUCGCUUCUGCUCGUCAGCAAUCACAAACAGCUGGUUCCAGAAAACAUGAACGUCGUGAAAAUCAAAGGAAUAAAUAUCAGAAUGACAAGGAACGUCGAGGAAAUGAAAAAGAACAUUUGAGGUCACACCAGGAACGAAGCGACAACUCUAAACACAACCAAAAUCGUGUGCACGACCAGUCUAAACACAAUCAAAAUCGGGCUCACAACGACUCUAAACACACCCAAAGUCGUGCUCAAAACUCUAAACACACCCAACAACGUGCUCAAAACUCUAAUCACAACCAAAAUCGUGCUCAGGACUCACAGCUGAAUGAAUAUAUUCGCAAGAUUAGGGAUUUGCAGUCAACUUUUAGAAACAAGGGGAUUGAACAGAAACAUCUGGCGAAGUCUCUAUGGGAAGCAAAAGUGGACGCUCUAAGGAAAGCUCUACGCCAGGUCAGCAUCCCCUCGUUCUGA